GGUAAAAGCACCUCAUCCCCCUGCAUAUACUAACACUGCAAAACUGAAAAGGGUGAUAGCAAACUACAAUGAGGAUUGUGUACAUGGCAGCUGUUAUGUUUUUGGUUCUUGCAACCAUGUCUUCUACCUCCCCAUCAUUCUGCCAAGCUGGGGGCUGCAUCGGCUGCCCACGGGCUCCACCACCGCCGUCCGAUGAGACAUGCUACGAGGACCUCAAGUGUUCGGCUUCGAGGUGCCACCUGGGUUGCAUACACAGGGGCUACAAGGGUACGGGUUCGUACUGCCGUGGGAGGGACUGCUGCUGCAAACAUUGAUGCACCGUAGUGCAUCUAUGCAUUUCAUGACCAUACAAUAAACCUAGAUGUGUAUCCUUUGCCUCCGACGACUAUAAAUGAAAUGAAAUACUACUAAGGUUCAGCA
Molecule: messenger RNA, 420 nt
Organism: Zea mays
Lineage: Eukaryota; Viridiplantae; Streptophyta; Magnoliopsida; Poales; Poaceae
Product: basal endosperm transfer layer 3
Exons: 2
Coding region: 69-314 (81 amino acids)
Source: RefSeq, marked validated